AUGGCUGCUUCAAUCUUCCAAAAAUUCUUCAGAAAUCAGUCCCUAUACGCUACAAAAUUGAUCAACCAUCCUCCACUGCAGCCACCAUAUCUGCUUACCCAAAUUCCCCAAACCACGAUAUUAGCUGAUCAAAUCCCCCUUCCGGGUCGUGGGAAAAUAACGGAUUCAAGAUUGUAUCCUUCCAUUUCUUCACAUUUCUACCCGAGCUUUUCUUUUGGGUGUUUUCUGCACCCAGUUUCUUCUUCAAUCGGAUCAAUUCGAUCCGAACCUGAUGAAGAAACCGUUGCUGAGAGUACUCUCACUAUCUGGGCUGAUAGUGUGAAGAAGAAGAGGAAAAGAAAGAUGAAUAGGCACAAGUUGAGGAAGCUAAGGAAGAAUCUCAAGAACAAAAGUUAG
Fraxinus pennsylvanica is the source of this 396-nucleotide messenger RNA. NCBI's taxonomy places the organism in Eukaryota, Viridiplantae, Streptophyta, Magnoliopsida, Lamiales, Oleaceae. The record is from the annotation of a GenBank genome assembly.